AGCCAUAACAGAGCUAACAGCUGUCAGCUGGCGAAGCCUUUUUGACAUUUUUCUACAGGCCGUCUUUUCCUAAUUUUAAUUGCCAAUUGAAAAUAUAAUACUGCAAGCCGGUAAAAAAAGCAUUACCGAUGAGCCAACAACGGCCUCGUCCCCUCUGCCAGCGGCUGGGAAGUCUGCUGAUGGCGUUGCAAAUGUUCCUGCUGGCCGUUUUGCCGGCAAUAGCCACCACCCCCGGCACUACGGGGGCUCCACCCACCACCGGCGGCAGCCCCAACUUCUCGGGCCCGCUGGGCCGGAGCGAUGAGCGUUUCCACGAGGAGUUGGUGGUGCGUCCGUUGGCCGGAGACCAUGUCAACACCUACUUUCAGUUCACAACGCGCUGGCAUUUCGGACAGAAGGACAACCUGUAUCACACCCAACUAACACCGAGGGUGAUUGCGGAGAUGUUGCAGCAAUUUGAUGUCAAGGAAUUGCACAUCGGCCUCACCCAGGGCCUGUGGCGCUACGAAACCUGGGGCUAUCCCAUCGUGGAGGCUACCAGCGGUGCCGAAAUGUGGGCCUGGUUCAGUGGCGAUAAUCUAACCAACACCGAGGUGGAUCGACAGUGGGGCCAGCUGGCGAAUGUGUUCUCCGGCGUCCUGUGCGCCUCCCUGAAUUUUGUGGACAAAACGAACAGCAUAGCACCACGGCACUUGCUGCGUCCCCAGUUUAUGCCAGCCAAUCGGCAGAGAUCGGUGCGGUAUGCUUCACUGCCACGGGAAAUCGUUUGCACCGAGAAUCUGACGCCCUGGAAGAAGCUUCUGCCCUGCGGCAGUGCCUCGGGCUUUGCCUCGCUGCUGAAUUCCGGACACGUGCACAACACCAAGUACCAUUCGCUGGGCUUGAAGGUGCGGAUGUUGUGCGAGGAUCAGUCCGAGGACAAUUGCAUUGUGGAACUGACCCAGACGGCGAAUCUGGUCUACGACCUGCGUCUGUUCGAGCUGAGCAACAAUGACUUCUCGCUGCGGCGACUCUUCGGCAUGGGACUGAAUGGCUUCUGUGAGCUGGCCGAGAGCUCCAAGAUCUAUGUCCAGAAAAAUGAGCAGGGACAGAGGUAUAGCCUGGUGCCGCAACCCACACAGGAGGUGAAAUCCAUUCGAGGCGGCCAUCAGGUGGUCUAUGGUGUCUACGACAUGCACGAGCAGUUCAAGGACCCUGGAGAGAGACUCUUCAACAUCGCCUGGCUAACGGCGAAGAACGAAAACCGUCGCCGGAACCUGAUGAACCCCAACUUGCCGCCGGUUACGGUCCACAGAUACCUCCUCGGUAAUGGUCAAGAACGAGGCCGGAUAGCCACCGAGGUGACCAACAAUCAUUACGAGGCUCUGCCCAUUUUGGUGCAGGAACUAGUGCCGUGGUAUGUGCACGCCUAUCUGCACACCCUGAAAAUCCGGCGUAAGCCUCAGCGGGUCAACGAGUACACUCGCCGGUGGCUGCCCUUCAAGCUGCUCCACUACACGCCGGGCAAGCAGAGGGAGCUGCCCUCUCACCUGGAGAUUGGCUUCACCCUGCCCGGCCAAACCUCUGCUCUGAUAACCAUUGAUGUGGACUACCUGCUGCUCAAGUGGCUGGAGUAUCCGCCGGAUGCCAAUCACGGACACUACAUUGGAGCCGCCAUGGUCUCCACCCAGCUGCCGAUGGGCAGAAACUACACUGCCCUGCCGCCGGAGGGGCAUCUCUUCGAGCACUCCUUCAACGCCACCAGACCGAAUUAUGUGUUGAGCUUGCACACGGAGGCGUUGAUAGUUUCCCUGCCCACGCCGGACUUUAGUAUGCCGUACAAUGUGAUCUGCCUGGCCUGCACUGUGGUGGCUUUGGCCUUUGGUCCCAUCCACAGUGUGGCCACCAAGGUGAUAGUAGUGGGUCGUCAGGCCUCCGCACCAAAGAACUUUGUUCGCAAGAUUCUGGGAAAGAUUUUCCGCCGGAAUACUGUUCAGGUGGCAUCAGUUGCUGCCCAGGGAGAAGCAUUACAUGAAGGGGAAGGUGGAGGGCGGACAGAAAGGACAUCGGCAGAUCAACCCAUUCUCGAGGAUCUCCACGAGGAGGAGGAGCAGGAACAGGACUAACUUACUCUCUAAGUCAAGAGUCGUGAUAAGCUCAAAAAAUAUGUUAAUGUAAAGCUUAAAAAUAUAUACCCCAUAAAUUAAAAAUUCAGGUAAAAAAUAUAGUUA
This is a messenger RNA of Drosophila bipectinata, 2210 nucleotides long. It is a transcript of the gene PIG-T, whose product is annotated as phosphatidylinositol glycan anchor biosynthesis class T. NCBI's taxonomy places the organism in Eukaryota, Metazoa, Arthropoda, Insecta, Diptera, Drosophilidae. The record is from RefSeq and is a predicted model, not a curated record. Gene Ontology annotation, biological process: attachment of GPI anchor to protein. Gene Ontology annotation, cellular component: GPI-anchor transamidase complex.